CAGUUUGUGAAUAAAAGAGAGAAAGGUGGGGAAUAUGAGGGCAUUCGGAAAAGUAGGGAAUUGGUAGAAAGUAGACGUUUUCGUAUGAGGAGAGAAAAUGGACCUCUCGAAUCAUUCCUCCCGUGGGUUAUGUCCGGAACAAGAAUGGAGGCUAGGGUAGAUCAAUUGGAAAAGGACAUCGCCGAGAUUCCAGCAAUGAAGAAUCAAAUCAUUGACCUUACCACCACUAUUGCUUCGAUAGCUCAACAACCUGGAGCGGAUUGA
Molecule: messenger RNA, 264 nt
Organism: Dovyalis caffra
Lineage: Eukaryota; Viridiplantae; Streptophyta; Magnoliopsida; Malpighiales; Salicaceae
Source: the annotation of a GenBank genome assembly